Messenger RNA from Microplitis demolitor, 943 nucleotides. RefSeq names its product protein-L-isoaspartate O-methyltransferase. Gene Ontology annotation, biological process: protein modification process. Bases 106 to 795 code for a protein of 229 amino acids. Gene Ontology annotation, cellular component: cytoplasm. NCBI's taxonomy places the organism in Eukaryota, Metazoa, Arthropoda, Insecta, Hymenoptera, Braconidae. The transcript has 6 exons. Gene Ontology annotation, molecular function: protein-L-isoaspartate (D-aspartate) O-methyltransferase activity. The record is from RefSeq and is a predicted model, not a curated record.
CUGAGAAAUUAGAUCAAUUUUUUUUUGUUUUUCGUCAUCACAAUAACUGCAAGAAAAUUUAUCAACCCAAAAAUAUAUAAACCUAAUUGAUACGUUAGUUUUAAAAUGACAUGGCACUGCAAUGGCACGACGAAUCAAGAAAUGAUAGAUAAAUUAAAAGAAGCAAAGAUUCUCACAUCUGAUACCGCAGAAGCAGCCAUGAUAGCAAUUGAUCGUGGCAAAUAUUGUCAUGAACCUGAUCCUUAUUUAGACCGUCCUCGGAGAAUAGGCUACAAUGUGACAAUCAGUGCUCCGCAUAUGCAUGCAUAUGCGUUAUCAUUUCUGAGUGAUCAUCUGCAGAGUGGCACACGUGCAUUAGAUGUUGGAUCUGGUUCUGGAUAUUUGACUGCGUGUAUGGCUCACAUGGUUGGACCUGACGGUCAUGUUGUCGGUGUCGAACAUAUACCCGAACUGAUUGAAAUAUCAACGAGAAAUGUUCUCAAUGAUCAUCCGGAGUAUAUUAAAGAAGGCCGUGUAAAAUUCGUAGAGGCGGAUGGUCGAGAAGGAUAUAAACCUGGAGGACCUUAUGAUGCUAUUCAUGUUGGAGCUGCUGCUGAUACUGUACCUGAACAAUUAAUCGAACAAUUAGCGCCUGGUGGGCGUUUGAUCGUGCCUGUAGUAGCUGUUGAAGGGUUUCAAAAAUUUCAAGAUCUUCUACAAGUGGAUAAGAAUCAUGAUGGAUUAAUAACACAAACAAAAUUAAUGCACGUUUCUUACGUGCCUUUAACCGACCCUACCAGUCAAUUACAAAAUUAACAUUGUAUAUAAAUAUAUUUACGUAAAAUAUGAAUUUUGUUUUUUUUAUAUUAUAUUAUAAUUUAUUAAAAAACUAGCGAAUAAUAAUUAUUGCACUAUUAAAAUAGACAAUAGUGAAAUUUCAUUUUAUUUAAUUAAUAAUUAUUAA